CGGCUCGGCGGCGGCGGCGGCGGCGGCGGCGGCGACAUGGAGAGCGGGGCCUACGGCGCGGCCAAGGCCGGCGGCUCCUUCGACCUGCGGAGCUUCCUGACCAAGCCGCAGGUGGUGGCGCGCGCGCUGUGCAUGAUAUUCGCCCUGAUUGUGUUCUCCUGCAUCUUCGGUGAAGGAUACAGCAACACCUCUGAGUCUUCCCAGUUGUACUGCGUGUUCAAUCAAAACGAGGAUGCCUGCCGCUACGGCUGUGCCAUCGGGGUGCUGGCCUUCCUGGCGUCAGCCUUCUUUUUUGUGGUCGAUAUCUACUUCCCCCAGAUCAGCAAUGCCACCGACCGCAAGUACCUGGUCAUUGGUGACCUCCUCUUCUCAGGGUGUGCUGGCCUCCCUGGCCUACCAGCGCUACAAGGCCGGAGUGGAGGACUUCAUCCAGAACUACGUGGACCCCACUCCAGACCCCAACACGGCCUACACCUCCUACCCUGGCGCGUCUGUGGACAACUACCAGCAGCCGCCCUUCACCCAGAAUGCGGAGACCACCGAGGGCUACCAGCCGCCCCCUGUGUACUGAGUGGCCUGGGGGAGGGGGCGGCUGGGGCCAGGCUCCCCUCUGCCCCCCACCUGUCAAGGCCGACUGGCUGGACAGCACAUCUCCCCGCAGCCCACCCCAAGUGCCUGUGCCCCAGCGCCAUCUGCGCAAAGCGCUGGUUAGGAAAGAAAGGGUUUUUUAGCUAGACAUUUCCUCACUGCUUUUUAUUUUAUUUGUGGUGCUGGGGUUGGGCCCAGAGCCUUGCGUCCGCUAUGUAAGUACUGUUACUGAGCUAUGUCCCAGCCCCCUUACUGUCAGUGCCCCCCCUCCCCCAGCAGCCUGAGGCCGACAGCGCCUAGCGCAGCUCACAGCCACUGCAGCCUCCAGCCCCGGGGCUGGGGAAUCUCCUUUUGGAUUUUCUACCAAAGAAGGGGGCGGGGUCCUCACACCUGCCUCUCUGGGGUGCUGGGCUCAGGAACCCCCUCCUUACUCAGGUUUGCCACCCCAGGCCCCCGUGGCCGUCUCCACCCUGUGGCUGGGCCUUGUGCCCACUCAUUUAUCCUCUGGCGUCACCACUGUGCCAAUUGUCCCCAGGCCACCUUGACAGGCGCGGUGGCACUGGUGCCCACCCCAGGGGCCACCAGACGCGCUUCCUUCCUGCUCCACGCCUGGUGGCAGGCAGGGGCUUUGCCUGAUAACACCCAGCUUUAUGUAAAUAUUCCGCAAGUGUGGGAAGGGCAGGAGUCCCGCACUGCUCGAAUGUACGAAGCUUUGGGGGAGACAGCCCUCCAUUGUUAUACUGGUUCAGAGGUGAAUAAAUGUUCUCAUUCAGCUGCCAA
Messenger RNA from Dipodomys spectabilis (banner-tailed kangaroo rat), 1368 nucleotides. It is a transcript of the gene Syngr2, whose product is annotated as synaptogyrin 2. The transcript has 3 exons. The coding region runs from base 37 to 735 and encodes 232 amino acids. NCBI's taxonomy places the organism in Eukaryota, Metazoa, Chordata, Mammalia, Rodentia, Heteromyidae. The record is from RefSeq and is a predicted model, not a curated record. Gene Ontology annotation, cellular component: synaptic vesicle membrane; neuromuscular junction.